Molecule: messenger RNA, 582 nt
Organism: Penicillium bovifimosum
Lineage: Eukaryota; Fungi; Ascomycota; Eurotiomycetes; Eurotiales; Aspergillaceae
Product: Serine hydrolase FSH
Exons: 2
Coding region: 1-582 (193 amino acids)
Cellular component (GO): nucleus; cytoplasm
Source: RefSeq, a predicted model, not a curated record
AUGAAAAUCCUGAUGAUCCACGGAUCUCGCCAAUCGGGGGAACUCUUCCGAGCGAAGCUCCAAGCCCUGGAAAAAAUGAUCCAACGAGCCUUCGGCUCUCCUCAGCUUCCCGGGGCUGAGUUUGUCUACCCGACCGCCCCCUUCUCACUAGGGAGCCCCACUGGCACGUCUGAGUUGCGGAAUCGGCACGGCGCAUGGACCUGGUUCCACUCUGAUUCCAUCGACGGACUUUAUCCCGAGCUAGAAGGUGGCCUGGACUCCAUCGGGUCUGUUCUGAAGGAUUCCGGGCCGUUCGAUGGAGUCGUCGGCUUUAGCGAAGGUGCCGCUGCGGCCGGUAUGGUCGCAUCGCUUUUGGAAGAAAAUAGGAAAGAUGCAUUCGCUCAAUUGGAAGCAGAGGGUGGAAUUCCAUAUCCAGCUAGCUUCGCCACCUUAGACCAUCCCCCCUCAAAUUUGUGGUCAGCAUUUCGGGAUAUGCCGCCUCACACCCGGCUUAUCGCGCCUUCUACAAUCCCUCCCUUCGGACGCCGGCGCUGCACUUUUUGGGAAGCAUGGAUAGUGUCGUUGAUGAAAAUGCAUCAAUGA